UUGGACCAUCACAAUCCAUUUUCUCGGUUCUGCAAAACACCGUUUACGACACGCAACGGUUUUGAGUUUUGAGUUUUGAGUCGUAGUCGGCGGCAUAUGCAGACAAACAAAUUCUCGGGUUUAGGGUUCAGCUCCUCUACAGAUUAAAAUAAAUCUCCCGCUACAAAAUGCAGCAGCCGCCCCCUCCGGCGUCGAAGCUCUCCCCCAAUGCCAUCACCACCGAGCAGAUUCAAAAGUGCCUUGAGGACAACAAGAACCUGAUCAUGGCUAUAAUGGAAAAUCAAAACCUUGGAAAGUUCCAGGAAUGUGCUCAGUAUCAAGCAGUACUCCAAAAGAACUUAAUGUACUUAGCUGCCAUUGCUGAUACUCACCCACCUCCACCAACACCAACGCCAACACCACAAAUACCAAAUCAUUCUCAGGGGAAUCCAAGCUUGCCACCAGGUUUCAUGCCUCAGCAGCCUAAUAAUUUAAUGCAGCAACCUCAACCCGUAGCUCCUCCUCAGCUUCCUAUUGGUGGUGGUGGUGGUGGUCAGAAACUGCCAUUUCAGUUGAAUUCACUUCGGACCCCAGAGCAGCAACAACAAUUGUUACAGUUUCAGCAACAGCAGCAGCAGCAGCUUCAGGCACAGAUGGGUCUGAGGCCUGGUGGUGGUGGUCAGGGUGGUUUGUUUGGGAUGCAUCAAGUUAUGAACCAUGGUGGUGGUGGUGGUGAUUUGAUAAAUGGACAAGGAAGCAAGCAAGAUGGAUCUGAAGGUUGACUUUUAAGGCCGGACGGAGUGGACUGCGGAGAAACCGCGGGAUCGGUUCCUGCACUUAAGCACACCGCACCGUGGGUGCGGGAAAGGAACGGCGGGAAGAGGCUGGGGAGAGAGUCCCGCUCUCUCUCUCUCUUCUAACCAUUGGGUG
This is a messenger RNA of Lactuca virosa, 909 nucleotides long. Lineage: Eukaryota; Viridiplantae; Streptophyta; Magnoliopsida; Asterales; Asteraceae. The record is from the annotation of a GenBank genome assembly.